This is a messenger RNA of Macroventuria anomochaeta, 865 nucleotides long. RefSeq lists its product as uncharacterized. The record is from RefSeq and is a predicted model, not a curated record. The transcript has a single exon. NCBI's taxonomy places the organism in Eukaryota, Fungi, Ascomycota, Dothideomycetes, Pleosporales, Didymellaceae. Bases 322 to 702 code for a protein of 126 amino acids.
CGCCCACAAUGCCCUGGCUGCCUCUGGGUUGGCAAAAUCUAUCAUUGCCGUGAAUGCCGGCGUCUCGAACUCGCGGAGGGCGUGAUUUAUUGCUUAUAAACCAUGACACAGCGGUCAUCCGGAAUCCUUGCGCGUUGAAGUUACCUAUACCGUUGGCUACGUUGCGUGGCAAUGGGCUGCUGGAGGCGAACAUUUGCCGCACAGAGCGCUGGCUGUUGCUUAUAACAGGCUCCAUUAGCAGGCCUUCUGUGGCCAUGAUGCCAUGAUGCUUCCAUAGGUGAGUCGCUGGCGUUGUAAUUGCAUCAGUUACCUCGUACUUUCAUGCCCUCCGCAAUCAAUAACCUUCUGCUGAUGACAUAUACAGCAAAUGAAAAAGACGCGCUUAGGUUGCUUCUCCAUAACGCAGCGAUAGCCGUGGUCAUAAACCCAGCUUUUCUUGCGCGGCGGCUGCGAGAGCGGGUUCAUCAAACCAGGCAAUCGCGUCCAGUCAACACCCGUAAAGUCAUUUGCAAGGCGAUCAAGCUCCUCUGCUGCGCCCUUCCUGCUAUCAACACCAGCAACAGCGCUAUCAACGUGGUCAUCCAACACCUCUAUCGCGAUAGCCAGCCAGCAACACCUGUGACGGUUUAUGGAGUAUGGAGGUCAUGUGUGCCACGUGUGUUGGUGCUCUUGCUCUUUCCAACAAGCACCUCCUGCUCUUGACUGCACGAGAUACAUACGUCAUGUAAACAGACCCCGCUGGGGGUCGAGUGAGAGAACACUGAACAAGAACAACAAUAUACCGAUUUUUCUGCUUCGCGCGGUUACCCCUGACGUACUGCCCUGCGCGGUUACACCUUCACUUAUUGCAUUUACUGCAACAACA